AUGGCGGACAUAGCGCUGCUGGUGGUUGAGGAGUUGGAGCGGGGGACAAAGAGGGCAGCAGCACUGAGGCGGAGGAGCCAAGAACUGCCAGGUGGUGAUGCCUGCUGCCAUGCUUCCGCUUUCGCCUCCGACUCCGAUACGAGGAAGCAGAGCGCUUGGGCGAUGAUGGCAUCUGUACCUGGGGUGGGCGUGCCGGUGCCGGUGCCGGGGACAGAGACAGCGGGGGCUCUGGGGCUGGCCGCCGCCGCCGCCUUCUUCUCCGCCUAG
Messenger RNA from Miscanthus lutarioriparius, 267 nucleotides. NCBI's taxonomy places the organism in Eukaryota, Viridiplantae, Streptophyta, Magnoliopsida, Poales, Poaceae. The record is from the annotation of a GenBank genome assembly.